UUUAAUGAGGGACAAUGUUAGAUACUUUAAGUAGAGUUUGAGUAUCUAGCAGACACUUCUAUAAUUGAAACUAUUUAUCACAGACGAUGGACACAUUCUGUCCCAUCGGACCUUGCAUCACAACGAUUGAUGAGAUAGGCGAUUCCCAAAACUUAGCAGUUAAAUGUUCAGUUAAUGGGGUCUUAAAGCAAUCCAGCCGGACUAACCAGCUUGUACACAGGGUACCUGAGGUUAUUGAGAGAUUAUCCUCCGUAAUGACAUUAUAUCCAGGUGAUAUUUUGCUAACGGGUACUCCAGGAGGCGUGGGCACGUACCGCUCGCCGCCCGAGUAUUUGCAGCCUGGUGACGUUAUACACAGCGAAAUCGAAAACAUUGGAAUACUCGAGACACGCAUAGAAAAGUUCUAGAACUUUCCAGAACGAGUUGGAUCGCUAUAAUAAUCGGCGUUAUUAUAAUGAUUUAAGUGUAAAUUGUAAAUAUGUAGAUAGAAUUAGUAUUAAACUAAUUUAAAUAUUUUAAGUGUUUCAUCAUUACUCCUCUUAUCAAGAAAAAUACAUCUAGUUAUAAAUUUACAAUAAAAAUAAAUAUAAGGAUUAUG
Messenger RNA from Zerene cesonia (dogface butterfly), 598 nucleotides. Its product is annotated as fumarylacetoacetate hydrolase domain-containing protein 2-like. Lineage: Eukaryota; Metazoa; Arthropoda; Insecta; Lepidoptera; Pieridae. Bases 87 to 407 code for a protein of 106 amino acids. The transcript has 2 exons. Gene Ontology annotation, molecular function: hydro-lyase activity. The record is from RefSeq and is a predicted model, not a curated record.